CACACACACGUUUCUGUGGAAGUGCAGAGAGGAGGCAGGGAAGCGUCGCUGGAGCGGGGAAUGAUGGCGGAGAGCGAGAAGGAACAAGUUUGAUACCGGAGCCAAGCUGGAAUCUCGGGCGAGCUUUUCGGCGUCUCACUCGGUAAAGCAACUAGAUGACUUCACUUGAGUCGAGAAAACAGUGCUCCAGAAAAUCUCUGCUGGACCCAUGGCAAUGGUUGCCUGAACUUGUACUGUAGUUCUCCAUAAAAACAUUUGCAAGAGGUCAUUUGUUUUAAAACCAAGCUGCAGGAAUAAACAACCAAAAUGAUCAAAACGGAAAGCAAAGGAGGGGAGAGGAGCCUAAGAAGUGCGUCACCUCAUAGAAACGCAUACAAGUCUGACUUCCAUGCCAUUAAAUGCACCUUCGAUGGGACAAAGCCUGAGGAUACAUCCAGAUCGUUUGCAAAUGGAUCCAAUGAAACCAAGGAAGAGUCGCGGGGCAGGCCUUUUGGAACCAGAGUGAAUAAGAUCAAGAACAUAUUCCUACAAAUGGAUGGACAGCAACAGGAGUCUCAAGAAGGGAAACCAGCUUUAAAGUCUGAAGUUCCACAUAGUUCACCAACAAAGCUGCAGUUCCCAGUCAACACUCACAGAGUUCAUUUGAACAGCUCUUCAAACCCUGAAUUCCAAAAUUUAGAUAAAACACCCAAAGGGGAAGAUGUUGAGAUUGACAAAGUGGCUUUGGCCGAGAAGUUUUCUGUGACCAGAAAACUCUUUGAAAGAGGGAUCAAAGAGCAGCCGAUAGCAGAAAAACAGUCCACAACGAGAGUGGUUCAUCGGUUCUCCCUUGGAAGUACCUCAGAUGAAGACAAAAGCACAAGGAGACUGUCAGAAAGCAAAGAGAGUGCUGCCAAACUGCAGCAAACUCAUACAUCUCCUGCUAAAACUUGCUCUGAUGAGUUAGCUGAUGGCGAAAGAAGGCAUGUGUCUAGAGUGUCACUCAAUGCAGGGCCUUUGUCAAAGAGGUUAGAAAAUUAUAUAGUAGAGAAUGACUCAGAUGACAACAACACAUUGGUGGGGAAAGGAGGCGUGGCAUCGGCUAAACAACACACUACCGCUCAACACACGCAGCCUACAUUUGUGUCCACAGCUGGUUUACACAAACCUACUUCUCCUGUUAAGGAAGCUACUGACUCUUCUUCAGUCAAUAUACUCAUCAAAAAUAAAGACAACAAAUCUGGAUCAUGGGGAUCAAAUUUAGGUAAUAAAUCAACAAUGCCAGCUAUUGUUACUGGUUCCUCAAUGGCAAAUACAACUCCAAAACUUUGCUCAUCAGAGCAACCGACCUUAGUUACCCAUGACAACAAGUUCCCCUCCUUGUCUGUUGAUAAAUUUAAUAGGACAUCUGUUGGUGAUAGAGGUAAACCGUCUAGUUCCCCCCCAAGGGAUGAGGAACAGCCUUUGCUGUCAGCUGGUGGAUUGCUAAAUAAACAGGCAGAAAAACCCAAGAGUAAUGAUGGCCCAGCUCUUGGCCAAACAGGGCCUGACUCCAGAGGGGGGAGCACAGUCCGAGCCGAACUGGUGGUGGUACAGAACGAAUCCUCUGACAGCGAAGAGGACGAUAUCGCUGAAGAUAAUGUAAUUGAGAAAAAGGAAUGCGUCAAAGACCUACAGAGAGGCUUUCAAACAGGACAAAGCCUCAACCCUGCUCAUCAGAACCUUUCACAAGAGGAUACAGAUGAUGAAAGGGAGGGAGAUGCCUUAGAUGGUGGUUUAGAGAAGGAGCAUGAGGGCUUAGUUGUGAGUCAGGAUUGUAACAAUACCUACGAAGAUGAUGAAGAAGCAGCGGAGGCGGAUGAUACACCAGAGAAGCAAGUGGAGGAGAACAGUCUUGAUAGAGUCUCUCCUGUGGUGUAUGGUAUAGAGAAUGCAGCAUUUGUGGAUGACAGAGAUGUAGACCAGGUCAUCAGGGAAGAGGAGGAGGAGGAGGAGGAAGAUGAGGAGGAGGAGCAAACCGAUGGGGAUUAUGACGACAUUUAUGAAGUCCCUGGUCUAUCAGAGGAGGAUGAAGCUCCUCCAAAAAGGAAAAUCAAGUUCUCCACUGAUCCCAUUUUGGUCUUUAGUACCUUCUCCAAUGAGGAUUAUGAUCGCAGCAAUGAUGAUGUGGACCCAGUCGCAGCAUCUGCAGAGUACGAGCUGGAAAAGAGAGUGGAGAGGAUGGACGUGUUUCCUGUGGAGAUUGAGAAGGGGGAUAAUGGGCUUGGCAUCAGUAUCAUAGGAAUGGGAGUGGGAGCAGAUCAGGGUUUGGAAAAACUUGGAAUUUUUGUAAAAACUAUAACAGAGAACGGAGCAGCUGAGAAAGAUGGACGGAUACAGGUGAAUGACCAGAUAGUGGAAGUUGAUGGUACCAGUCUGGUGGGAGUGACCCAGCUGUUUGCUGCAACUGUCCUAAAGAACACUAAAGGCACAGUGAGGUUUCUGAUUGGUCGAGAGAAGCCAGGAACUCAGAGCGAGGUGGCCCGCCUCAUCAGUGAAACACUUGAACAGGAGAAGAACCAGCAGCAACAAGACCUGGAUGAUCCUUAUGACCACUCUACAGAGGAGGAGGAGAGGUAUGAAGACGAUGACACGAUAGAAGAACGAAUUCUUGGGUCCAAUUUCUCUCCAGGAAGAAAUGUAGAGGUGUUCGAGCUGCCUGAUUCUGAGUCGUUGUUCAUGCCAGGGGAAAUGAACAGCUCUCAGAUGGCUUUCAAAUUCAAAGAGCUGCAACUGAAGCACAGCAUUGCUGUGGCUGAAAUAAAUCAACUAACGGAAAAGUUAAGGAAAUCGGAGGAGGACAAAUCUUUGUGGGAAGAAAGGGAAUCUGCACUGGAGCAAAAAAUUGAGGAGAGCAAUGAAAAAAUCUUAAAGCUGGAGAAUUACUGGCUGGAAGCCCAGGCUGUGUGCAAGAGUGUGAAUGAGCAAUUAGCCGAGAAUCAGGCUCAGUAUGAGGCCCUGGACAAGAAGUACAACAAGGCCAAAAAACUUCUCAAAGACUACCAGCAGAAGGAAAUAGAUUUUGUGAAGAAAGAGGAAGAACUGAAAAAGAUCCUAGAUGAAAAAGACAAGUGGUACAAGGAGCAGCUGGGGAGCUUACAGAACAGGAUUGCUGCCCUGGAGUCCAGAGGUGCUUCAGCUGUGGAAUGCCAUAGUGGUCUGGACUCUGCUGCUGAAGAGAGACUUGGCAGACAGGACUCGGUUUCUAACUCACAAUCUAAUGAUUCACUGUUAGAUCAAGACUGGACUGAACUGGUUCCUGAAACCAGGCUCCUGGACACCAGUGCUCAGCGGGCAAAAUGCCGGCUGGCUCAGAUGAGCAGGCGUCAGGCUCCGUCUCGGUCCAAAUUGAAAGAAACCUUAGCCAGUCCAUCUCGCCAUUCUCAGGAAACUGAAGAAGAGGACGAGCAGGAGGAGCAGGAAUCUGCUGGGAGGCGGCGGUCAGUGCAGGAGAGUCUGGCCCUCCCUGUCAACGUCUGCUAUCCUGGAAACGGACAGAAAGACAUUCAAGGCGAGACCAGAGAUGCUUCCAAGAGCAAAGCGGAGAUGUCCAGUAGUCCAUCUCUGUCACCAUCGCUGGGGGAUAGUAUUGAAAGCAGUGGUAGUCCGUUGUCUUCCCCAAAACACACCUCCUCACCACAAUCUCCCUCUGGUUUUAUGCGAAACGCUAAGAAGAGGGAAUCCAAAGGCAAAGGGAAGGAACUCAAAGAGGAGCUCAGCGAGCCUUCUACUUCAAAACAUAAGAGACGGUUUCCAGAUUUUGGAGGCCUUCGCAAGUCUGGUGGCAAAGGGAAAAAAGACAAAGACAAAGAGGCCAUGAGAGCUUCUCUGGAGAGCAGGGGGUCUGCAGAGUUACUAGAGGAAUCCGGAGGGAACCUUUCUCCUGCAGAGUCGAUGACCUCUGUCCCCACCUGUAUGCCGUUCUCCUGGUUUGGAGACAAAGACAGGGACAGAGAGCCGUCCUCAUCCACUAGCAGCUUGCCAUAUACUACAAAUGAAACCAGCAGUGAGCAAAGCCAGGACCGUAGACAUAAGACAAAUCUCUCCUGGUCCUCUUUAUUCAGUCGCUCGUUAGAUUUGAGUUUUUCAGUCAUAGAUGAUUCUAGCCCUGCCAGCGCCAGUUCAGACAUCUCUGGGUUAGUCGCUGAACCCAAUCUGUCUGGGCGCUCACACACUUUAAUCUUCUCUUCCAGCGAGACCUUGGAUGAUGAACCAAUCCCUGUUGGAAAAGAAUAUCAGUGGCAGAACCGGCCCAUCUCUGAGUGGACCCAUCAGCAGGUCUGUCACUGGUUAAUGGGCAUGAAUAUGGACCAGUACACACCUGAAUUCACUGCAAAGGGAAUCGAUGGCCAGCAGCUUCUGCACUUAGACAGUGACAAACUGAAGGCACUUGGUGUGUCCAGUCAAAGUGACCGCUCUACUAUCAAAAAGAAGCUGAAGGAAAUGCGGAAGGCCCAGGAGAAGCUGGAAAAACAGCGAGAGAAAAGAGAGAAGGAGGGUCGACGCAGUGGGAGACUACCAGUCCAGGGUGACUCUAUCUGCUGAUCGGAGCCGUUUCCCCUGAUUGAAGCCUUCCCUUGACUUUUAAUCCUGUUCAGAACUUCAAAAAGACAUUUGUUCUUCUUAAUUCCAUGAUGUUUCUUCAAGAAAACCACAGUGGAUAACACUGCUAGUUUGGCCAGCUGGGACUUCCUGUGUUUAACUUUUGUUAUUAUGUUUGGCCAUUUUUUACCUGUGCAGCUGUUCCUAUGCCUUAUUUUUUUCCUCCACAAUCCAGAGACACAAAAUGAAUGAACUAGAGUCUCUAAAUGUCCCCUUGAUUUAGGUUUAACUUUGAUUAUUUGUCUCUGACUGACAACCAUCCUUCUGUGACUCUACAGGAUAAAUGGAGUUGAUUCUAGGUCUUCUCAGACUCUUAAAGGACCAGAGGUGGUUCUUGAUAUUCUUAAUAUUCCUUUUAUCACAUGCAUUAACUUUUUUUUUUAAUGUUUGGUAAAAGACCAAGAAAAAAAAAAAAAGAGAUUCUAACAUUUUUACCACUUAAAAGAUUGACACUAUAAUUAAUGAGAUUCAUUUUCUAUUAUAAUGUAGUUUUUGCAAAUCAUGCACAAAUUGACUGAUGGAAGGCAAAUGUAUGUGGCUUUUUUUUAUAUAUAUAUACAUGUGUGUACGUGUUGAAAUGCUAUGUCUGAGUAUGUUCAGGUUUUGGCUGGAACACUUAUUGUACAGUUCAGAUAAAAGCACUAUUAGUCUCUUAAGCGUCAAAGGGCAGCAAGGUUUUAAAUGUAUAAAUAUGUUUUAUACAUGUGCCUGUAAACUGCAUUUUUACUUAAAUUCCUUUUUUUAUUUUUUACUAUCUUAAAUUUUUCUACUAAGUAGAAUAUCCAAGCUAUUUUUCUCUUUAUGGCUGAAAGGAAAGAACUGAGAUUAUUACCUAGUAGGGACCAGGUGAAUGCUGCUGCUGGGUGCCUGACUCUGUUUGGUACCAGGAUGCUCUGUAAAGUGAUGAGGACCUGUUCAUCGAUUGCCGUUUCACAUGUGACUGCAGGGCUAAACGAAGAAUAUUCACCUUGAAACCGAAGUGCUUUCUUAAUUCUUAAAUCUAACCCCAAGUUUGUUUGAAAUAUUAAAUGUUAGACCAAAAGAAAACAAUGUUUUCUAAACUCAGUGAAUCUAAUCUUGGUACAUGCAGCAUCAAUAAACUAAUAAUCACCUCUUAUGGUAUGUAUUGCAUUUUUAUGACUUUUCAUUCUAAAUUAGGAGUCGGUGUGUUAUAAACAUGGUGACAUGUCCACCUCUGGUGAAUUUCGUUUUAAAUGACCAUAGCAAUGUAAUUUACAAGGAAAGUGCACCCAGAAUACCCUGAAAUGUGUGGUAAGAGACCAAUAAAUGUGAUCCAAGCUCAUCUUAUAGGUGUAAGCCAGACCAUUAGCAGCCAUCCACAGUUCAGCUUUCUAAUGACCCUUUUCCACUCUGUUAAUAGGGUUUUAGUUUUGUUACCAUUACAAGGUACCAGCCCCAAUUUUAGUACCGUCCUGGUUGGGGUUUCAAGAGGUCUUCUGCAAUGUUAGACAG
Molecule: messenger RNA, 6093 nt
Organism: Cyprinodon variegatus (sheepshead minnow)
Lineage: Eukaryota; Metazoa; Chordata; Actinopteri; Cyprinodontiformes; Cyprinodontidae
Gene: ppp1r9ala
Product: neurabin-1-like
Exons: 20
Coding region: 307-4563 (1418 amino acids)
Biological process (GO): actin filament organization; neuron projection development; calcium-mediated signaling
Cellular component (GO): actin cytoskeleton; postsynaptic density; cytoplasm
Molecular function (GO): actin filament binding
Source: RefSeq, a predicted model, not a curated record